Molecule: messenger RNA, 2398 nt
Organism: Pogona vitticeps (central bearded dragon)
Lineage: Eukaryota; Metazoa; Chordata; Lepidosauria; Squamata; Agamidae
Source: RefSeq, a predicted model, not a curated record
UCAACUUUGGGGGCAAGUCUGGCUGAGAACAAGCAAUCCCAGCCUCCCCUCCCCAAAGAUCCUGUUUUGUCCACUUCAGUCAGAUCUCCAAGAUUGAGGAAAGCCAGUUAUACUUGGGUGGCAAAUCCAAGUAAAUCCUGCCGGCCUGCAAAGAGGUGGGCUGCCUCCAAGUCCCCUGAAAACGCACGCCACUCGGCGGUGGGUUCCGAGAAUCUUGCCAAGCCACAGCCGAGGGACUUGGGAGCAAAGCAGAAGAAGCCCAGCGUGCUUUCUUCCAAGCUUGGGAUUUCUUCUAGCCAGUAUAAGUGGAAAGCAUCUGGCCUCCAGCCUUCUCCCUCCAUGUCUACGUUCACGUGGCGGCGGAAGGAUUGCAACCAGGCCGGGGUUUUCUCCCAGGUGGGAGCCAGCACUUCCCUGCAGGCCAUGAGGUGCCUGCCUCUUGGUCACGGGAACCCAAGAUCCUCCUUUGGAAGUACAGGCUUUUUAAAUUACAAACUAAGGAGCCGCACUAAAAUCAUCAAAAGGAAGGGAAGCGCCUGCUCUCCAGCGGAUAAGAGGAACGCCUCUUUGCCCAGCCUGCUCCUGAAGAGUCGCUAUUCGCUCAGGAAAAAGACCUCCCCCCGGGGAAGGUCCUCGCCCACGGCCAGAAGAGCUGCCCCAAAGGGCCUGGUACAGAUCGGCAAGCACUGUCUGCGCCGCCUGCCAGCAUCCCGGUUUCAAGCGUCCGCUAAAGCAGGAUCCAGCUUCCUCCUCGCGGGCCCGAAUAAAGUGGUAAAUACUCGCUAUAGGAUUGUGAAGAAGACUGCCCUGCCUCCUUCGGGCUCUUCAGCAUCUUUCAGCAGCCCUGCCCAUGGCUGGAGGACCAGAAGGCUCUCCGCAUCCAGGUCUCUGGGGCAGAAUUCCUCCCGCCACCCUACCAUGGGGAGCAAGUCCCAGGCUUUGCAGCACCGCUGGAGGAACAGAAGCCUGCGCUGUAUUGGAGGAGUCAUGUACAGGGUGUCCGCCAACAAGCUCGCCAAAACCUCUAGCUCCCCGCUCAAGAGUGGUGAAGCCACAUGCAGGAGCCACGCCAGGGCAGCACGACUCGAUUCUGCACUCGGAUUCUCGGGCUACUCUCCACCCGUCUGCCCCAGCAGGGCAGCCACGAGCCGAUACAUCGCAAGCCGAGCUGUCCAGCGUAGCUUAGCCAUCAUUCGCCAAGCCAGGCAGAAGAAAGAGAAGAAGAAAGAAUACUGCAUGUAUUACAACCGAUUUGGCAAGUGCAACCGCGGGGAGAACUGCCCUUACAUCCACGAUCCAGAAAAAGUUGCCGUCUGCACAAGGUUUCUCCGUGGCACAUGCAAGAAGACGGACGGGACAUGUCCCUUUUCGCACAAAGUUUCAAAAGACAAGAUGCCCGUGUGCUCGUAUUUCCUGAAGGGGAUCUGCAACCACGCCGACUGUCCCUACAGCCACGUUUACGUGUCCAGGAAAGCUGAGGUGUGCUCCGACUUCCUCAAGGGUUACUGCCCGUUGGGUGAGAAGUGUAAGAAGAAACACACUCUGGUGUGCCCAGACUUCUCCAAGCGGGGCACCUGCCCCAAAGGCUCCCAGUGCAAACUGCAGCACCCCCAGAGGAAGCGUCCAGCUCGACCACUCGGAUCGCAACACGACCCCUCAUCGUCUGGUCGGGAGAGUCCUGCCACCAAGAUGUUGAGCCCGGCCGAGUCUUGGUGGCUGGGGCGCAAAGCAGGUUUAAUGGCGUGCUGGUGUCGUCAAGACCAAAGAAAGCCCAGUAGGCUGACAUCAGCGCUUCCCGUGCUGCUCAUAGCCCAGUUGUGUCUGCCUGUGUGUUCAGAGCCACAGAUCCUGGAGCGCAGAUCUCACCUAGGAGCAAAAGCCAGGAAAGACGACGAAGAUGUUGUGGGACCUUCCAGGGCAGAGCAGGGCAAAGAUGUCCGGGACCCCCUCGCCCCCUCGCAAACCAGCAAACUAGCCAAGCUGCCGUCCUUCAUCUCUCUCCAGACGCCCCCCACAUCCCCGAGCGAGGAAGACCGCAAGCCAGAGACGGACAGGCACGGAGAGGAAGCAGGAAAGCCUCUGCAGAUCAAGCCCAGACUGUGACAACAAUGCCCACCUCCAUCAGAGCGAAGACCUGCCCAGCCGCCGAGCUCUCGGCCGACCGCCUCAGGGAUCGGACGCCACCCCGGCGACUACCUCAGGGAGAUGCCCCGCGGAGGCAGGCGGUCCGGGAUCCCGCUCAACUGGCCGGACACCGGCGGCUGUUCGUUUUGUGUGGGAAGCGGGCCGUGCGUGAAGAUCCUGGCGCCCUUGUCUCUCCCCCUGUCCGAGAGGGCCAGCUUUGGGGGUUUUUUUAAAAAAAUUAUGAUUAUUCCAAUAAAGGAGCUCUUUUGUUUCA